Molecule: messenger RNA, 2036 nt
Organism: Schistocerca gregaria
Lineage: Eukaryota; Metazoa; Arthropoda; Insecta; Orthoptera; Acrididae
Product: F-box/LRR-repeat protein 7-like
Exons: 8
Coding region: 76-1812 (578 amino acids)
Molecular function (GO): protein binding
Source: RefSeq, a predicted model, not a curated record
CGGCGUUGUAUUGCACUGCUGGCGAGUCUGACGCGGCACUAUUGCCAACAAGUAUCUCUGACGGAGGUCCAUAUCAUGGGCUCCUACCCAACACGUUGCAGCUCCCCGAGUGACGAAAGUGAAUUCAGCAGUGAUACAGCUUCAGAACCUGAACGAAGUGAAGGGUGUUUCGUGGCAAAUGAUGAAGCGUGUUCGAGUAGUACAUCGAGCCAAGCAUCUCUGUCAGCUGUCUGUUCCGGUCUCAGCAGUGCAGUCAAACUGCAGUCCCAACAGGAGUUGGAAGCGAGUGUUCCCGAGGUGCCUGACAGCACAGCAUGCAGCUUGGACGCCUGGCGUGUCAGCAUUGAUGACUUGCCGGAUGAGAUACUGAUAAAAAUCUUUUCUCACAUGUCUUUCAGUGAGCUGAUGGAUGUGAUAAAGAAAGUGUGCACCCGGUGGGAGAGGCUGUCGCAAGAUGCAUAUUUGUGGUCUGACAAGACGUAUUUAAUAACAAGGGGGUGCGUUCUCAGUUCUGACUGUUGGAAGGCAGACAAGACUGAUCAGCAGGCAGUCCAGACUAUCAGCAAUUGCCCAAACCUCCGUAGUGUUUGCAUGUGGCGUGGUGCCAAAUCCCGUGUCUUCCGUGCACUCUACAACAGGUGCCACAGACUCUCUGAGCUGUACCUCCAUCCCAGACAGAAGCUCAGCUAUGAGGUGCUGAAGAACUUAGUUGAGAAGUGCUCCAAAAUACACACACUGAGGAUAUCCAGUGAACUUCUGAAGUUGAAGAAGUUUGCAGAAGCAGUGUCGCAGUUUCAGCACCUCCAUGUGCUGGAACUGCAAGAACACUUUAUGAGGAACCGUCUUCUGCUGCGACCUUUGGGUGAUGGGUGCCCACAGUUAACUGCGGUGCAUUUCGGAUUCAUGACUGUUGAUCUGGAUGAUCUGAGAUAUUUUCUGAAUGCCAAAAGGAACAGCCUUAAGUCCAUAUCCAUAAACUGGACAAUGGAAGAAAGGUGUGUCCUUCCAUUACUGUCAGUCUGUGCUGACAGCUUGGAACGUUUGGAACUUUCUGAGUACAACGUAGAUGAGGAAGAAGCAGUGGAAGCAUUCACUGCCCUGGGAACCUUGAAGAACUUGCAGGAGCUCAGGACGUCAAUCUUCUAUCCAACACCACCUGGCACAGCUCCUCUGGCAUUCGAGACUGGAGGGCUGCCAAAACUGAGAGUGCUGGAUUUGCGAAAUGGGUUCGGGCUGGACGAUGAGACAGUGAUUGCUGCCUGUCGUGGGUGCCCCGCUUUGAGGGAACUUGAUGUCGGAAACGCCGAGCUGCUAUCUGACGCUGCCUUCUCUGAGAUCUAUCGGCUGCAACAUCUUGAAAUACUGGAUGUGUCAGGUUGCGAAGGUCUCGGUGGAGCUCUGAUACCCUGCCUUGCCAGGCUUCCACGACUUCACACGUUGGUGAUGGAAUACAUGGAGUUUCCAAUGUUGCAGCCAGGUCUGAGCAGUAUCCUCCAGUUGUCUAGUAUCCGCUGCCUGACGCUCAAUAAUUCGUCUCUUACUGGAAUGCCGUUUGAUAAGUUUGCGGGCAAGCUAGUGAAUCUCAGGGAGCUGUAUGUCUACUCAUGCAUAGGGGACAGUGAAGCGCAGCAUAUACUGAAAGAGCAGAUGCCCAGCCUGAAAAUCUACGGCACCAUUAAAGAGCACGAACCACCUGAGAUUGAGGAUGAACUGGAGGGUGAUAUAGAUUAUGUGGAAGCAGAAUAUGACGAAGAUGACUCGGAUGGAGCACAGUAUGACAGUUCAGAGAGUGAGGAAGACAGUGUUGGCUAAGUGUCAAUGUGACAUAUUUGUUGCCUUUUCAGAGGAAAAAAAUUAGUGAAAUAGUAUCUACAGGGAACUAUAACAGUCGCUGAUUGUCAGAUCUUAGUUGGAACUGAAAAUGAAUCAAAAUUUAAUAUUCUUCAAGUUCUGUUACUGACCUAUGUAUUGUCCUGGACAACAGUAUGGCAUGCAGAUAAAAGUUGUGUAGUUUUAUAACAUUAUUUUUAAAUUUG